CGAAGAGGUGUCGGGUGCCCAAGGACUUUUGCACGCAGCCAUGGGCGGCAUCGGGGAGCCCGGCGGGGGUCCGGGGCCGCGCGAGGGGCCGGCGCAGCUUGGGGCGACGCUGCCCACCUUCUGCUGGGAGCAGAUCCGCCCGCACGACCUGCCAGGCGACAAAAGUCAUCGAGCCGUCUACGACAUCAGCCGCUGGGCACAGCGGCACCCGGGGGGCAGCCGCCUCAUCGGCCACCACGGCGGUGAGGACGCCACGGAUGCCUUCCACGCCUUCCACCAGGACCUCAAUUUUGUCCGCAAGUUCCUGCAGCCCCUGCUGAUUGGAGAGCUGGCCCCGGAGGAGCCCAGCCAGGAUGGACCCCAGAAUGCCCAGCUGGUCCAGGACUUCCGAGCCCUGCGCCAGGCUGCCGAGGACAUGAAGCUGUUCGAGGCCAGUCCCACCUUCUUCGCUUUCCUGCUGGGCCACAUCCUGGCCAUGGAGGUGCUCGCCUGGCUCAUCAUCUACCUCCUCGGCCCUGGCUGGGUGCCCAGCACCCUCACUGCCCUCGUCCUGGCCAUCUCCCAGUCUCAGAGCUGGUGUCUGCAGCAUGACCUGGGCCACACCUCCGUCUUCAGGAAGUCCCGGUGGAACCAUGUGGCCCAGCAGUUCGUGAUGGGACAGUUGAAGGGCUUCUCCGCCCACUGGUGGAACUUCCGCCACUUCCAGCACCAUGCCAAGCCCAACGUCUUCCACAAGGACCCCGAUGUGACCGUGGCGCCCAUCUUCCUCCUGGGGGAGUCGUCCAUUGAGUACGGCAGGAAGAAACGCAGAUACCUGCCCUACAAUCACCAGCACCUGUACUUCUUCCUGAUCGGGCCCCCGCUGCUCACCCUGGUGAACUUCGAGGUGGAAAAUCUGGCGUACAUGCUGGUGUGCAUGCAGUGGACGGACCUGCUCUGGGCCGCCAGCUUCUACUCCCGCUUCUUCUUGUCCUACAUCCCUUUUUAUGGCGUUCCUGGGGCACUGCUCCUUUUUGUGGCUGUCAGGGUCCUAGAGAGCCACUGGUUCGUGUGGAUCACGCAGAUGAACCACAUCCCCAAGGAGAUCGGCCACGAGAAGCACCGGGACUGGGCCAGCUCACAGCUGGCAGCCACCUGCAACGUGGAGCCCUCGCUCUUUAUCGACUGGUUCAGCGGGCACCUCAACUUCCAGAUCGAGCACCACCUCUUCCCCACGAUGCCCAGGCACAACUACCACAGGGUGGCACCACUCGUCAAGGCGCUAUGCGCCAAGCACGGCCUCAGCUACGACGUGAAGCCUUUCCUCACCGCCCUGGCGGACAUAGUUGGCCUCGCCGUCAUCAGCCUCAGCCCUCCGCCCUUUCCGGUAUUCGCCCACACACCCCCAGCCCGGGGCCCAGGCCCUGUCCGAGGUGCUGCGAAUACAGAGUGAGGAAACAGGCUUGCGAUCCCUGCCUUCCUGGCACUGGCGCCUGAGCAGAGGAAACAGAAAAUAAGCCAUUAGACUCACAAGUAAAUCGCAGGAAAUGUGAGACGGGGGGAAGCACUUCGACAGAGACAAGACAAAACCACCAAACUAAGGGGCGGGGCGGGAGAGGGGCUGGGGUGGCAGUUUUUAUAGGGCGGCAGGGUGGGUGGUAUUGAGAAGGUGACGAGUGGGCAGAGACAGGGAGGAGGGGAGAGGUCUGGCCAUGGAGACAUCUGAGGGAAUAUUCCGGGCCAGGGAACAGCAGUGCAAAGGCCCUGAGGCAGGUGCUGGUGUGUGGGAGAGCUGCUGAGCAGAGGAGGGACACGCAGGACUUAGGUUCUGAAAGGUGCCCUGACUUCGAGAAUGCGCUGACAGGGCAGAGGCCAAAGCAGAAAGAGCGGAGUCGAGGUCCGCGCCCUCGUCCUGGGGACCGGAGGUCAGAUUCCCCGGCCAGAGCUCUUCCGCCUCUGUGCCUUGGCACACGCUGCUCCCGUUGCUCAGAUGCCCUUCCUCCUGGACGGGCGUUGACGUUCCUGCUUCUCCUUCACGACCCUUCCCAGCCUGAUCCUCUGAGCCCCUGCCGCUCGGCCCAGCCCCCUUAGAACGCCUGUCACAGGGUUUCCUAGCGAGUUGUUGAUGUUUCUGGCUCCUCUGCCUGACCGCAGGCUCCUGGUGAGUCGCAGGGUCCAGCAGAAGGAGGCAACAGACAGAGCUGGAGGAAGGAGGGUCAGGCCUACCCUGGCCCCUGCCUGGACUUGGCUAUGCCCCUCCCCUUCCCCCUACCCCCGGUCUAGAGUCCACUCCAGUUCAUGAGAGGGUAGCCUCAUCUCCCCAUCCAUCCCUCCAGCCCUACCCAGCCGCCUGCCCCAGGGGAAGGGGACGCACGGGAAUGGGGGUACCUCCACUCACACUCAUCGUCUUGUGGUGAGGGGGUUGGUAUCUUGCAGUUGGGUCCCCAACA
Pteropus alecto (black flying fox) is the source of this 2429-nucleotide messenger RNA. RefSeq names its product fatty acid desaturase 3 (gene FADS3). NCBI's taxonomy places the organism in Eukaryota, Metazoa, Chordata, Mammalia, Chiroptera, Pteropodidae. Gene Ontology annotation, molecular function: oxidoreductase activity, acting on paired donors, with oxidation of a pair of donors resulting in the reduction of molecular oxygen to two molecules of water. The transcript is spliced from 12 exons. The coding region runs from base 41 to 1432 and encodes 463 amino acids. The record is from RefSeq and is a predicted model, not a curated record. Gene Ontology annotation, biological process: lipid metabolic process. Gene Ontology annotation, cellular component: membrane.